This is a messenger RNA of Saccostrea echinata, 814 nucleotides long. RefSeq lists its product as uncharacterized. Bases 29 to 517 code for a protein of 162 amino acids. Lineage: Eukaryota; Metazoa; Mollusca; Bivalvia; Ostreida; Ostreidae. The record is from RefSeq and is a predicted model, not a curated record. The transcript has 3 exons.
GAGAGGCGAUUGAGUAUAGCUGUGUGCAAUGGAUAAACAGAAAUGGUUGGAUUUGGCGGGGUACGCUGCUAUAGGAUGCAGUGCUUACUUUUCCGGGGCUGCUUUGUACAUUAAUAUGGUCCAGGUGCCCACGAUGUUUGCCGUGGCGCCUGAUACCAAAACGCUACUGAAGGAGUGGAGGGAGACUUUUACACGUGCCCGUGUUAUCCAGGGAGGUCUUGCUGUACUUGGUACGGCCUCUGGAUUGACCGUUUACUAUUUCACUGACCGCGGUCAGUAUCGCUACCUCUGGUUGGCUGGAGCCUUGACCUUAUUGUCCGGUAUGCCGUGGACCAAACUGGUCAUGAUGCCAGAUAUCAACAAAUUAAAGGAAGAGGACAUCCUGGAAAGGAAAGGUGAGACUUGGAUUCGUGAGAAGAUCGCACGUUGGAACAGACUCCACGGCUUCAGAACAAUUACAUCGGGUUUGGCAUUCAACCUUAUGAUGGCAGCCGUUUAUCUUGAUAGAAUGAUGUAAUGAAGUACAUUGUGUAGUGAAAUGUUGCUUAUGAAAGCUAUUUUUAAGCAUAGUUAUAAUAUAGGAUUGUGAUUUACCUAUAGCUUGUACCAGUCCUAUUAAUGUAUAUUUACAAGAAAAUUAGAUCGUACUUUUUUCAACACCGGUACUAGAUCUACAUAUUCUGUCUCAAGAAACUGUACUCAGCACAGGUUUGAUUUGUUUUUAUAUAUAUAUACGAUGUUAACUGAACAGGGGAGAAGUUUUUAUGUGUCAUCCUAUAAUAAAUUUGAUCCAAGAGCUGUCGUUCUAUGUUAA